UUCCCUGCAUGUGCUGGAGAGUGGUAAACCAGUACCGACAUUUUCUCCCAGAACAAAAAUUCAAUCCAAGAUAUUUUAUGAAACUCAGUUUUAGGAUGAAAAUUCAGAUCUUAAUCUCUGUAUUUGUGGUUACAUUAAACUCUCCGGGUUGUUACGGACAAUUCGGCUCCGGGUUCAGAAGCUCUUUCUCUUCAUUUGGCUCCUCCUCCUCAUUCAAGCCUGAAAUUGAACCAGAAUCCUCCUCCCCCAUUCAGUCUCUGGGAUCUAGUGGCAGGUUCUCUAUCUUUGGUUCAAGAAAACCCAGUGCUUUCAGUAGUUCAUUUAACUCUGAUACAACUACUCCGGAUUCUACAACUACAGUUACCUCUUUUACUACAACAGCUUCAACAACAACGCCUACAUCGACAACCUCAACUACAGAGACUGCUUCAACUAGAACUCUAACCCCAAGUACAGCUUCAUUAACAAGACCUUCAAGACCACCUAUACAAAGAACCCCUGAAGCAACCUCGGACCCAGAUACUGACCCAAGAUCAUCUUUCACCUUUAGAUCUCAUUCCAGAUUGCUCAACUCUCCGGGUUUAACCAAGGAGAACCCUAACCAAGAAAUCCAAGAAGAUUCUGUAAAGUCAACGCCUUUUCAAGGAAGGAUUGAUGGGUUUUCAGGGAUUCGUAAAAUCAAAGAACAAUCUUUGCUAGUAUCUGAGAAGAUCGAACCUCGUCCUGGGAUUGGUUCCAAGUUUUCUAAUGGCACUGUGCUUCAACGUCUCCGUUUACCAAAUAAACAAACGCAAAACUUAAGAAUUAGCAGUAAUAUUUCCCGUCCAAGCCCCGUUUCUCAACCAGAAAAAUCAGACUCCAUUAAACCGAUCUUGUCAACUCCGAAACCCAGAAAAUCAGAAGAGGACUCUGCUAAAGAAAAACUUAAAGUGGGGAGUAAACCUGAGCUAACUAUGGUUGAAAGGAAAUCUGUUCUCCAACGAUUGAAUUUGCGAGGAAGUCUUCGAGAUGGACGGAGAAAAAUUAAUUUUCUUCAAACCUCAGCCAAUCUAGACAAACCAGUGGUGGUGUCUUCAGUAGGACUUUCUUCAGGUCUCACUCCAUCUUCAAGAACGACAACAACAACAACAACUACAGAAUCAACUACAUCUUUUAGAACAGAAACUUCGUCCUCAUCGUCACAAACCAAGGACGAGUCAACUCCUCCUAGCAGGAGAGUUGUGACAGUUUUAGAGUUUUUUGGUAGUGAUCAGUCAAAACAUACCAUUCCUUCCUCCCAGUCUUCCUCCACACAUCAAGAUUUUAGUGAUAAGGACUUAUCCAAGAUACUCGACUCAUCUACAACAGAACCUUAUUCUACUACAAAAUCGUAUUCUUCUAGAGAACCUUAUUCCACUACAGAAUCCUAUUCGUCUACGGAACCCUAUUCGUCCAUGGAACACUAUUCGUCUACGGAACCCUUUUCAACUACAGAAUCUUAUUCCACUACAGAAUCUUAUUCCACUACAGAAUCUUAUUCCUCGACAGUUUAUCCCGUUACAGUACUUUAUUCCAGAACUUCUCCUACUCAAGUUUACUCCACUACCCAAGCAUAUUCCACUAGUUCUAGUUCAGAGCAGAAUUUAGGUUCUGAAACCUCUACUACGGAACCUACGCAGUAUCCGGAUACUUCUACACACUCAGGGAUAGAAUCAGAUCUAACAAAACAUGGUUCUAGCAAGGUUGAAGGUUCAAACUUUUCUCCAGAUCUGCCCGAAACAACGACUAAGAGAAAGAUUAUUACAUUCUUUAAUAGACAGGAGUUAAAAGAUAAGCUAAAGGAUGUUGUUUUAUCCGCAAUUCAGGAUAAAUCUGCAAUCAGUAUAGAGGAAAAGGUUUCACGCUUGCGUGAUAAGAUUGAAGCAGCAGCCCCUGAGGAGAUAAAACAGCAUAUUCAGGAGAAACAGGAACAGUUUAUGAAGGAUGCAAUCAGACUCUUCUCUCUUGAAAGGAAAUCUCAACAGAAUGAAGAAGAGGACAGCAGAGUUGUAAUUCAGGAGUUUAUGAAAACCAUGGAUAUUCUGGAACCAACCUUGAAAGAAUCUACCACAAGUUCUUCUGUGUUAGAGUCUAGAACUUCAACAGAACCUGGAGAAAUGUCAACUAUUGAACCAACCACAACAACUAGUGCUGGUAGAAGAAUAUCCUUGUUUAGCCAUGAGAAGAAUGAAGUACAAACCACACCCUCUGUCACAACCAACAUCAAGCUUCAACCUGUGGUCCCUCUAACUACCACAACUACUACAAACCGACCAGAAGUCUCAACCACAUAUAAACCAACUUCCACAUCUUCUCAACCUGACACAAGAACUGAUUCUUCUGAACCUGAUAGUUCGUUGCUCUCUAAUCAAGGUACUGGAGAAAAUAUAAAUAUUUCUCCAGGGUUUCUGUUUGCUAGACCAAGCCUUGUUCAAACAAUCAAAUUGGAACCUGAAUUGAAAGAAAUGGCUAAGAAUAUAAUUCCAGAUAAACUAGAAUCCCAGAUGAACAAGAUCUCCAAUCUAUCCGAGGAUGAGGCUAUGACGGAACUGAUUGAUGAAGUUUACUCCAAGCGUCCUAGUUUUAGGAUCAAAUUGAUCCAACCCAGCAACCAUCCGGAGAAAAGUGGAACUGAAUCUAAAAUAACUGAGGAAUUAAUGGAAAAUACGAAAAAAAUUAUGAAAAUUAUGAAUCUCUUGGAACCUGAAGUUCGUCCAGCCUUGACCCAGCAAGCGACAGUGAAUACACCUCAGCAAUCAAUUAUCUUCCAGCAAGCUCCAGUGCUCCAAUCAAUCUCUGAGCAACCAAGUCUGUCCCAAAAGGUUUCAGUUUUACAAACAAUUCCUGAGCAAUCAACACGCUUUAUGCCUAGGAGAAAGCUUGAUGAAUCCACAAAAAUAACUGAGCACUAUGAAACCUUAAUACCCCUAAACCUUGGACGGAUUAAGAAUUUUAGAGAAGAGGAGAAAAUUGACUUUGGUUCACUUGUUCAGAAUGUUAACCAGAAGGUUUUCUUUGGGAAAUCUCCGGGCACAACUACAAGAAACAUCUCCCCUGAACCCACUAAUCUAGUCAAAAAUGGGAAGAUUGAACCUGAAGCUGAGUUUAAACAAGAACCUAGUUUAGUAGUUCAACGGUAUUCCUCUCCUCUAUGGUCCGAACCUGUAGAAAGCUUUGAUUUUCAAAGUGAUCUGAAUCCAACCUUCACUACAACCGUCACUGAUUCAUUAAGAACACAAGAUUCAAUCCAGGAUUUUCCAGGAGUGGAUUCAAAGUAUUCAAUCCAGGAUUAUCCAGGAGUGGAUUCAAAGUAUUCAAUCCAGGAUUAUCCAGGAGUGGAUUCAAAGUAUUCAAUCCAGGAUUAUCCAGGAGUGGAUUCAAAGUAUGAAGAGGAAUACUAUUAUAUAUCAAAUGAUUCAGAUUCAAGAAAUCCAGAUUUUGUUUAUCUCGGAGAAAAUGAUCCAUAUGUUCAUCCUUCAUUAAGCAAUUCUCCUGUUUAUCCUACAGAAAGCAAUUCUCCUGUUUAUCCUAAAGAUACUAAUUCUCGUGUUUAUCCUAGAGGAAGCAAUUCUCCUGUUUAUCCUACAGGAACCACUUCUCCUGUUUAUUCUACCGGAACCACUUCUCCUGUUUAUCCUACAGGAACCACUUCUCCUGUUUAUUCUACAGGAACCACUUCUCCUGUUUAUCCUACAGGAACCACUUCUCCUGUUUAUUCUACAGGAACCACUUCUCCUGUUUAUUCUACAGGAAUCAAUUCUCCUGUUUAUCCUACAAGGAGAAAUCCUCCUGUUUAUCCUUCAGGAAGCAAUUCUCCUGUUUAUCCUACAGGAAGCAAUUCUCCUGUUUAUCCUACAGGAACCAAUUCUCCUCUAUAUAAUUAUGAAACUCAGGGUUCUCUUCUUCCACGUCUACAGUUUGCAAACUUCGAUUACGAUGAUGCUGGAAAUAUUAUUCUCCUUAACUCUAGCGGAGAACCCAUUGCUCAAGCUCCACAGGGUUCAAUAAUACCUACUAGAACUAGUAUUGAUGAUUUACAAGGAUCCGUCCGGAUUACUCCGGUCUUUAUAACCAACACAGGUUUAAAAGAAAGUGAUUCAACUGGAAGGUCUAGGGUGCACGUUGAACUAGAGCGCCUGCAGAAUAGGUUUAAAGAUGGUAAAAUUCAGAGCUCAGGUCAGAAACAUCAAACUGAUCUUCUUAAACACCAGCGGGAAGUAGAUAAGAUAAUCCAGCUACAGGAACUAGCUGCUCUACGGUUUGGAUAACUGGAAAAAUCAGAUUUGAAGAAACAGAAACCAAAAACCAAGUGCUUGAACCAUUGACAUAUUUUAUUCUACUUUUAAUAUUUUGAUAUUCUACGACUUCUGUUUAAGACAAGAUCUAAUAAAUAUGACUUUGCAUUA
Messenger RNA from Eurytemora carolleeae, 4424 nucleotides. Its product is annotated as flocculation protein FLO11. NCBI's taxonomy places the organism in Eukaryota, Metazoa, Arthropoda, Copepoda, Calanoida, Temoridae. The coding region runs from base 9 to 4286 and encodes 1425 amino acids. The record is from RefSeq and is a predicted model, not a curated record. The transcript is spliced from 10 exons.